Molecule: messenger RNA, 3791 nt
Organism: Stegastes partitus (bicolor damselfish)
Lineage: Eukaryota; Metazoa; Chordata; Actinopteri; Pomacentridae
Product: peroxisome proliferator-activated receptor gamma coactivator-related protein 1
Exons: 11
Coding region: 25-3456 (1143 amino acids)
Biological process (GO): positive regulation of transcription by RNA polymerase II
Cellular component (GO): nucleus
Molecular function (GO): transcription factor binding; RNA binding
Source: RefSeq, a predicted model, not a curated record
CAGCGGUCCGUGUGGAGGAGCAAGAUGGCGGCGCGGUGGAGGGGCGAGGACGGCGCUUUAAACCCCGGCGGUGGCGCCUUCCUGACCGGCAACACUCCCGCCGAGUUGGUGCUGUGUGGCGGUGACGUGGACGGCGUGGACAUGGACACACAGUCCUGUGUGGAUCAUUCUAUCCUGGCUAUUUUUGAAGAUUCCACUGCUGCAUCCGAGGGUAAGAUUGGAGCGGAGGAAAGUGCAACGCUGCUCUCUGCUCUGACUGAGAUGCUGGACAGCGUGGAGGAUGAUGACCACACUCUAUCUCCCUUCGACACCCUGCCGGACACGAAGCUCCUCAACCACACUGAACUCAGGGACACAUCAGUGGAACUAUCACUUGCUCACAGACUUAGACCAAGACUCAAACCGCCACAUGUGACAUUCACAGUGAAGAGUGACAGAGAAAAGGACCAGGAGAGCAAAGAAGAGAAAAAUAAUCUGUCGCAGAUAUUUAAAAAACAAAACCAGAUGUUGUUUCAACCAAAAACUAAGAAGGCAGAAGCUGAAGUCGAGGUUUUCACCGCCACUUCUCUGAUCAAUCUGGUGAGGAUCAUGCACCCGUACUGUCUGAAGCUGCACAUGGAGGAAGAAGGGGAUAAAGUGAGUAAAAAUAGCACCACAUUCUCCCAGGAAGAGGUGUGGAAGUAUGAAAGGCCCACUGAAGAGAGCGAUGAGGAGAUAAAUGUUGUGUCUGAUGAUGAGGCACCUGCAAAAGACACAAAGGAUGAAGACAAAGCAGAUGGGAAAAGAGAUAAAGGCCUGAAGAGCGCCUUGUUAAAUAGAAACUCACCCAGAGCUCCGACAUCCAGAGACAAGAAAAGAGUGAGCUUUGGUCCUGUUCAAGUGGCUUCGUUUGAUGACUCAGUGGAAGAGACACUGAAUGAGAGAAAUGUAACAAGUGGGAACACGAGUGAAACCGAGCCACUGAACAGCACGAAAGCACUUGAAAGUCCAGUAGGUUCAGCGCUUGAACAGCGAACAGUGUUCUCAGAGGUGAGUUGUACUAAGACCGAAGUUCAGAAACCUAAAAGGGAGACGAAGGCCAAAUCCCUCAGCCUCCAGCAGUACAGACAGCUGAGGCAGAAGAGGCUGCCCCUGUUGGAGAAGCAGGGGACCUACACCACCAAGUGGCCGUCGGUCUCUGAGCCGCCCAAGGAGCUUACCCCAAUCCUCUGUUUGCAGGGACAGAAACACAGCAGCUGUAGAUCAAAGACGACACAUCAUCAUCCAGAAACCCAUAAACCUGAUCACAAGACGUCGCCCCAUCGUUUCUCAGAGGCCAAGCUGUCUACUCGCAGCGGAUUGAAGCGUCUGAGGACCAAGUCGAAAGUCGUUUCGCCUGCGAGUCCGCUGCCAGACGUUGCAGCAAACCCAAACGUCAUCGUCCCAAAAAGCAAGAAGAGUCCAGCAAAGAAGCCGUUGCUGCUCAGUAGUGAUCCUCCAAAUCCUGUCCUGCUUCCUCUGCCAGUUCCUCAGAUGGCUUCACCGUCCGUUGCCUGCUCCAAGGUGGAGUUUAGCAGCAGAGAGUCCAGCCUGAAAGAAAUCCAAAAUGAAUCCUCAGCCGCAGCUCUUCAGAGACAGACGUUCUUCUCAGAACCAAAGCCCCAAAUGUCGUUACUGAACACAGACAACGCUGCACUGCUUCAAGAAAUACAGACAAAGUUCACCAAGAAUUCUCCAGAUGUCUUGUCUACAUCUCCAGCACAAACUGAAAAACUACAGCCUCAAAAAAGACUAACGAAAGAGGCCAACCCGCCACCGAAGAUUCCCCCAUCUGCAAGUCCUGAUUCAGUGAAACCAGGAAAGGGUCUGUCCAGUUGGCCUCCUCCUCCCGUAGAUCAUCCCACAUCGGUACAGGAGGAGCAACCAGAUGUUCCCCACAGAGUUUGUCCUCCUGAGGAAGCAGCUUCUGCUCAAACCAGCUGUAUAGUCCAGAGAGCAACAGUUGAUUCAGGAAUUGAAGCUCCUGAUCUGACCAGCCUGCUGGAACAAUUUGAGGAAACACAAGCUAAAGAUGAGAUCAUUUGUGAGCCCAAACCUGGAGUCUUGGAUCCGGACAGAACUCAUCCUACGGCUUCAGAUAAGAAUUCCAGAUUAAAGCCAUCUGUGGAACCAACUCAAUCUUUGAGCGCUUCAGUCACACCUGUACCACAAAACUCCCUCAGGAAUCUGCCAGAUCUCCAAACGUUAGACAGGGUAGUCAUCCCCGAACCUCUCUGCCCUGAAAUUAUCCUGAGCUCUCAGCAGGAUCAGCCCACAAGACGGAAAACUCCUCUGUCCAAAACCAUUCAGAUAAUCGACCCUCGUCCUCUACCGCCCAGGAGGACUCAUACAGAGCCGCCUGCCGCUCACACUUCUCCUCACAUGUACUUGCACAUUUCCUCUGAUCACGAUUAUUGUGGGUCUUUGGAUCAUCCUCACGGAAGUGCUUCUCAGCAUAGCAGAGUUAGGGAUGUUUCUACAACCGCUACUGAGCUGCAGGUGGUGAUUCAGGACUCAGCUGCUGCUUCUGAAGGCAAAAAACUGAUCUCAGCUGGACUAACAAAGUCUGAGCAAACCAGGACCAGAUCAGAACCAUCCACAGAUGAAGAUCUGCAGUUUUCAGACGAAAACGAAAACAAGAAACCGCAGUGCACCCUCCCUACGCCUCCACCCAGCCCUCUGGUCAGAGGGAGGGAGCGGACGAGAUAUCGGAGAAGAUCUCCACGCUCUGACUCAAGCUCCAGCUCUCGUUCCUCGUCAUCAUCGUCCUCCUCCAGCUCUGGAUCUCAAUCUUCGAAGAGACGAAGGCUCCAUCACAAGCAUUCAGAGAGCAGCUCAUGCUCCUCGUCGCUGUCUUACUCCCGCUCCCUUCCUCGCCGCUACAGGUUGUCUUACUCCAGCAGGUCCAGAUCCAGAUCCUGGUCCCGGUCCAGGUCUCCGUCCCAGUCCAGAUCUCCGUCCCCUCGGGUAUGCCGCAGACACUGGAGGGAUGUGUGCAACAGCCAGGAGUCCAGGAGGCUGAGGAGGGAACAUGAGAUAAGAAUUCAGAAACUUAAAGCCAUAGAUGAGCGCAGGGUCGUGUACGUCGGCCGAAUCCGUAAAUCAAUGACACACGAUGAGCUGAGAGAACGUUUCUCUCAGUUUGGAGUGGUGGAAUGUGUGUCACUUCACUUCAGAGAUCGAGGCGACCACUAUGGCUUUGUUACCUUCUACAACAUGGAAGAUGCUUUCGCAGCCAUCGACAACGGUGGCAAACUACGGAAGCCUGAUGAGCUGCCGUUUGACAUCUGCUUUGGUGGAAGGAGGCAGUUCUGCAACUCUGACUACGCUGAUCUAGAUGCGAACAGAGACACAGCUCCGUCACCGUCCAAGAGCCGAUAUGAGGAUCUUGACUUUGAUUCGCUGCUGAAACAGGCUCAGAGAGGAAUAAAGAGGUAGCAGCGCCUCUGGAGAACAAUAACGCCAGUCUGGAUGUGCAGAACAAAGAGAUGUGACCUCAGAGCGAUGUGCUCAUACUCAUGUAGCAAAAUUUUUGAUGUUUUUUUUUUUUCCCCCAUGUUUUCACUUUUAAUACGCUGUAAAUGCAUGUAGUUUGGAUGUGUAAAGUUUAUAUGUACAAUUAAGUAGCACUCUUAUAUGCAUGCAGUUUUAGAUGUACAAAGCAAAUUUGUAUAAACUCUCAAUUUGAAAACAAAAUUUUUGUUGCAUUCCAUAGCACUGAUGAAGUUUUCUAUAUUGAAAUAAAGGCUGUUUAUUGGAUUUAUUUCCAGUUA